CUAAAUGAAAUUGAAAUUAUUUGAAUAGAUUUGUUUUUAUUCGAUUUCAAAAUAAAUAAAAUAAUUCGAUUUUUUUACUUUCGUUUUAAUUUAAAUGAAAUGUAAUGUAAUUUUAUUGUAAAUUAAUAAAAUUAAACAAAUCAGAAUAAUUAGAUUUCAAAAUAUGUACGAAAAAAAAAUUAAUAUAAAUUUUCAAUAUUUAAGAAAAAAAAAUCACAAAAGCUCUCCUUAUUAUAAUACAAGUUUACUUUUUUUUGAACAUUCCAUAUCACAAGACAAUGAGCUACAGACUCAAAAUAAGUUUCACUAGAACAUAGAAAUCUCCUUAGAGGGUAUUGGUGUGAAUGUGAGUGUAGGUGAGGGUGAAGAGGAUACCAACAUUCAUUCACAUCCCACUCUUUUCUAAAACUCCACAUCAAUUUUAACUGCAGUGUGUUCCGCUCGAACCCCAUACCACUCUGCUCCUUUUUUCUAAAAUCCUACUCCAACUUCAACUUAACUUCAUUUCGAGUCGAAUUUUACAAAACUGAACUUCUGCCAAAACACUCUUAAAUACACAUAAGUUAUUGAACAUAAUUAAAUCUACGAUUGAUAUAAAUUAGUAGCACAUUAAUUUAUUGCUUUAUAAACUUUCUAAUAAAAUUUAAAGAUAGGCACUUCCAUUCUGUCCUGUUCCUACUCCAUUUUCACUCUGAUGAGAAAAAGCAUCAACUUUGGAGUUGGAAUUGCCCAUCUCUGAUAUCAACCAUUUCAAAAUACUUACUCUUCAGAUCCUCCUGAACAUAUCCAUAACAUUCGUGCUUACAGAAGACUUCUCAGAACAAGUACUACAUAAGGAUCAUAACAUGAUCCUCAUAGAAGAUACUCAUUAUUUUUAGAUUUUCAGAUUUUGACAGAGUAUCUUAUUUAGUCGUCAAGAUUCUCUUCGAGGACCCUUAUAGAAUAGUUUGAAGAUGGUGUUCAUCAAAAGUUAAAAAUAGCAUUCUAAAACACUUUCUUUUCAAAGCCCAUAAAAUCCAUAGAUCCCAAUGUUUGUCAUUGGAGAGCUCCGUUCGGAUUGACAUCCAUCUUUUCAGCAUUUGCAAAAGUAGAAGCCCUCUCAGAGUACAUCACGGUUGUUCUUCGGACAGCUUGACAUAACUUACCAAAAGCCUUAUAAAAUUUCACCAGCAUUCUCUAUGCAAAUACUUAGGAGAUUCUUCGGCAGAUCUACAUUCAUCAUACAGAAAAUCAUGUAUCCUUAAGGUUUCCUAAAAAACAUAGGGAUUAAGUUUGAUAUUUUGUUGUUCAACGAUUCGAUAUUCUUCUCAUAAGAUACAGAUAGAAUCUUCUCUCAUAUUCAUAUAAAUGAUCAUUCUGCCAAAAAGAUUCUGAAUUCUUGCAAUUCUGAAUAAAAUCCUCAGAUCCUUAUGUUUUUCUAUCAAAAACUUACAUGGAAUUAGUAUUACUCUUUCUUGGAGAACUUCCUUACAACAAUCUCAAGGUGUUAUUUUUAUGAUCAAAAAGAUCUUGGCAAAAACUAGAAGUAACAUAGAUGUAAGAAUCGUUACCAAAUCCUUUUUUUCUCAUAAGAAACUAGGAAAAGACUUCUGAAUUUUUAUCUGCGAAAUGAGCAUUUUCAAAGACGAAUGUCAUAUUUUGUAGCGCUUACUCCCACAAAAGAUGAGAUCCCUUCGAUAACGACGAUUUCUUUUCUUUUUUGUUCAUUGUAGUAAUUCCUAAUAUUCCAGUCGAUGGCCGAUGGAAACAGAAUGGAGCGACUGUUGCUGGAGGUCAGGGACAAGGCAGUGCCACCAAUCAACUCGACUGUCCUUAUGGUAUCUUCGUUGAUGAUGAUCAAACGAUAAUCAUCGCUGACUGCGACAAUCAUCGUAUCAUCCAAUGGAAGAUGGGUGAUACGAAUGGACAAGUAGUAGCUGGUGACAAUGGCUACGGAAAUCAAUUGGAUCAAUUGAAUUUACCAACCGAUGUGUUGAUCGACAAAGAGACGGAUAGUCUCAUUAUUUGUGAAUGGGGGAAUCGACGAGUCGUUCGAUGGUCUCGUCGUAGUGGUACAACUCAAGGAGAAAUCCUCAUCAACAAUAUCGUUUGUUAUGGAUUGGCCAUGGAUGAUCAGAGAUAUCUCUACAUCUCUGACGUCGACAAACAUGAAGUAAGACGAUAUCAAAUAGGAGACAAGAAUGGAACUAUUGUAGCUGGUGGCAAUGGCAAAGGUGCUGGUCUCAAUCAACUCAACGUGCCGACCCACAUCUUUGUCGAUCAACAACAGACUGUCUACGUGUCAGAUUUGAACAAUCAUCGUGUAAUGAAAUGGAAUAAAGGUGCGAAAGAAGGAAUUGUCGUCGCUGGAGGUCAAGGACAAGGGAAUGCUCUGACACAGUUGUAUCAUCCUAAUGGACUGUUCGUCGAUACAUUGGGUACCAUCUAUGUGGCAGACUCGCAUAAUCAUCGAGUGAUGCGUUGGCCAAAAGGAGCGAAACAGGGCACUGUCAUUGUGGGUGGAAAUGGUAAAGGAGAAGGAGCAAAUCAGUUCAACUGUCUUCAUGGUUUGUCUUUCGAUCGACAUGGCAAUCUCUAUGUCGUCGAUUAUUUGAAUCAUCGUGUUCAACGUUUUUCAAUCGAAUAG
This is a messenger RNA of Rotaria sordida, 2626 nucleotides long. The record is from the annotation of a GenBank genome assembly. Lineage: Eukaryota; Metazoa; Rotifera; Eurotatoria; Philodinida; Philodinidae.